GAUGCAUUGUGGCGCCACUGUGCGGUGGCCACGAGAAACGAUUUGGCAGGCGCCGCUCUCGCCGCGACAGACAGCCGCCGCACGCGAGACACGUGUGCAAGCAAGCAGCGUGUGAGUGAAAACCGCAACAACGUGUGCGCACAGUUUGUCGCCGUCCGCUAGCCAUGGAGCCCGCUGGUGACUGCUUUGUACCUGGAGGUUUCUUCAGCGUGACGAACGGCUGGAAAAAGCGCUUCGGUAACGUCAAAAUACCCACGGAAGCGCAGCUCGAAGAACACAUGGUGUCGAGCGGAGCGCGCUUCGCGCGACAGCAAAUGAAAGGAACGAUGUUCCAAGAAGAAGGAUACGUGCGCAACGUCAUGUACAACGACGUGUCAGCAGAAUCCACGUGCGGACUUUUGCGUAGUAUCUGCCUACCGUCAAUGAAAGGCGGCUAUUACAUCGUGCACGCCGCGAUUUCCAAGGCGUCGGGCUCCAUCCUGGCUGGUCAUUGCCUCUGCCCCGCAGGCCUGAGCGGCACAUGCCAACAUUUUGUUGGGUUAAUCCUUCAUGCCAUUCACUUGGCGCAAAAGGAUGCGGCAACGUGCACGGAAGUUCCAUGUGCUUGGAUUGUUCCUGCCCAAGUCAAAAAGCAUGAGCCACCUCUGCCUCUGCAAGACAUCACUUUUCACACAAGGAAACAUGAAGGUGCGAAAAGGCGGCGGUUUGAUCCACUGCCAGGGCUCUCACCGAGUGACCCAUCUCUGCUUGCUGCCGAUCUCGAAAAGGUGGCAGCAAACUGCCUGCUUCUCCGUUAUAUGAGCAAAGAAAACUCAGGAGAAUCACUUGAUGAACACAGUCCCAGUGAAGUGGCACCAGAAGCUUCAGACACUCCACUGGUCCAAGACAUUGAAGACAUCCACAGUGAGACCUGUCAAAGACUCAUACAAGAGAGGUUUGAUGCUAUACAGGCCCUCUCGGUGGACAGCAGAGCAGUUGUUCUCGAGUCAACGAUUGGACAGGCCGCAAAUCCAACCUGGCACAUGGAGCGGAUUGGUCGGCUAACUGCCUCAAUGUUUAAAAGAAUUGUGCGGUGCCGGAAACCUGACAGUAUUGUUAAAGAGAUACUUUACCCGCGGAGCUAUAAAACUGAAGCCAUGCACUAUGGAAAUGUGCACGAGCCAGAUGCCGUUCAGGCAUAUGAACAGCUAAUGGCCUGCAUGGAUAAGACCAUAACUGUGGGAUAUACAGGCCUGCACGUGCAUGCUGAGCAUCCGUUUAUUGCUGCAUACCCAGAUAGACUGGUAUUUGAGGGCAGUGACAUGGGGCUGCUAGAAGUUAAAUGCCUGUUUUCUUUCAAAGGAAAAAGUAUCGAAGAAGCUGCAGCUUCUCCAAAGUUUUGUUGUAGGGCAACAGGUAAUGAAAUUACAUUGAAAAGGGAGCAUGAAUACUAUUAUCAGUUGCAGGGCCAAAUGGCAGUGACAGGACUUAGCUGGUGCGACUUCGUUGUGUGGACUAAUGCAGCAUCCAUUGCAUCCUCCUUACACGUCGAAAGGAUUUUCUUUGAUGAGGCCAUGUGGUCUCAGGAAAUAUUGCCAGCACUACUGCAUUUCUAUAGGAAUGCUGUGCUAGCUGAGGAGCUGACCCAGCGAAUUAGAAGAGGGCUUCCCCUGUAUAGUUCUGCCAGGUAUGUUGGCACUGCCAAAAGGAAUCUGAAAACCUGCAGAAAGCAGGAGCCCCCUACUGCAAAAAUAUGUACACCACAAAGAGAAUGAAGUCAUUGUCAAGGAGGUGGGACAAAACAAUGGCCUGAUACGGAAGGGCGUAUGUGAGUCGGCUAAUUACGAAUGCGUGAACCAGGCUGAUGGUCUCUCCCUUAGUUAGGCCGUCUCUGCUUCUUGCCACUCUCCUUAUCAUUCUGGCCACGUUUCCUGUGACCGCCUUUAGUUUUUGUAGGGUGUGAGAUGUUCCAGCAUUCUGCUGUAUCCACAUCCCCAAUAUUCUGAGUGUCUCCACUUCACGAAUAGGCACCCCGUCGAGAGUCAAAGUGAGCGGCACCCAGUCCUUCUUUCUUGCGUACUUCGCACGCACCCGAAUGAAUUCCGAUUUUUCGGGUGCGCAUGCCAUGUCCGCCGCCCUCGCGUAUUCCACGACUGUGUCUAUGGCCUUUUGAAGGGUUUCUUGCUUGUCCCCGUAGGACCCCUGGUGAGCCCAGAACGUGAUAUCAUCGGCAUAUAUCGCACAACCGAGAUUCGGGUGCUUAUCUAGCUCCAGGGCUAGCUUUCUCAUCCCUACAUUGAAUAGCAGUGGAGAGAGUAUAGCUCCCUGGGGGGACCUCUGUCGGGACAGUUGAAGGUGUCGGACCUCGUGGAGCCUAAUCCGAUUGUGGCCGUGCGGUGGCUGAGGAACGAGCGCACGUAGUUAUAAAUUCGCGAUCCACAGUUCACCGCGAAUAGCGUGGUGGGAGAUGCUGUCGAAGGCCUCUUUGAUGUCCAAUGCCAGUACAAAUUUAUCUUCCGACCCUCUGUUGGGGUGCAGGACCUCGUGCUUUAGUAGUAGAAAAAUGUCCUGCGCUGACACGUGGGGUCGGAAACCGAACAUGUUGGAGGGGAACAUGUUGUUUAGCUCUAUGUGGUUCGAGAGCCGGACCUGCACAACCUUUUCAAAGAGUUUCCCCGCGCACGACGUUAGGGAGAUGGGUCGAAGGUUGUUGAUGUUAUGAGGCUUACCUGGUUUUGGAAUAAGAAUAAUUUUUGCUUCCUUCCAUUCUUUUGGAAGGACGCCGUCCUCUGUCCAGACCGUGUCGUUAAAGAAUUUGGUCAAGCUCUUUAGCGUGUCAUCACUUAGAUUGCGAAUCAUUGCGUUCGUGACCUGAUCUACCCCUGGGGUCGUGUUUUUCUUGGAGUGUGCCGCUGCGUAAACCUCUUCAAAGGUUACGGGGGCGUCCAGUUCCGGUUGGUCCUGACCUUCGUAAACGGGUUUGGUGGAUUGCCCGGUCGGUACAGUACCUACGUAUAUCUCUUUAAUUUUGUCUAUGAUGUCAGCUUCCCGACCUUCAAACUCGUUUUCAAGCAGCUUAAGUGUGCGAUUCGCCACUGUUUUUGUUCCUCCCGGGUCAAUCAUACUUCGAAGAAUGCGCCAUGUUUUCUUUGUAGUCAACGUGCCCCGAAGCGAGUCGCUGAACUGACACCAAUUGCUGUCGCUUAGCUUUUGUGCGUAUUCGUUAGCUUCCUGCGCUAGCUGAGCUAUCCGUAUCCUGAGUUGACGAUUAAGCUUCUGC
This is a messenger RNA of Dermacentor albipictus, 3259 nucleotides long. RefSeq lists its product as uncharacterized. The record is from RefSeq and is a predicted model, not a curated record. Lineage: Eukaryota; Metazoa; Arthropoda; Arachnida; Ixodida; Ixodidae.